GAAAAAACAAAAAGGUUGACAAUCUUCUGAAAUUCUAGCUCCUCAAGAUAGUCACCAGUUCAUUAUUAAAUCGGAUUAGAUUCUUGUUGCAAAAUUUCAAAAUCUCUCUUGCAUCCAUUGCUUUCCCAUCCUACGCAAUGGUUGAUGACAGCAUUGAUAUCCCUGCGAUCUCAGAGAAAAAUGAACUAGAGGGUGUCAAUGAAAGGAGAAAUUCUAGUGGAAAAUUAAGCAUUCAAAGUGAUGGAGUAAAGGUCCAAUCCCGUUAUCUUAGAGCAUCAGCUGGUUCUUGCCAUGACUUCUGUAAAUAUGGGGGGAGACAUGCAUUUGAAGCAAAGAAAAAAAGUUCCAUAUCCAAAAGGAUUACAUUGCAACCAGGUGAAGGCCGUGAUUUGACCAAUGCUGUAACCUUAAUGGAGUCCAUAAUCAAUCUUAAGCCUUCUGACUCUCAGACCAAGAUUUCAGACAGUCCUGUCUUCAAGAGAGAAGGCUCGUCAUCUACCAAGAAAUUAGCUGUUUCUUUGCAACAAGUUGCAUCACCGGGUGAGGAUUUGGUCAUUUCUACAAAAUGUGCCAGCACUCUGAAGCAGAAACCUGUGCGAACAAAGCCUCCUUUUCUCUCUGCUGUGGGUCGUUUAGGCAGUAAAAGAAACAAUGGAGUCGAUGCCAGGAAGCAGAGGGGAGCCUCUGGAAAGUGUGAGAUGGAAGUUUUUGUAGCAUCAACCGUUCUUCUGUCUCUAAAAGCUUCUGUUAGAAGAGCUGUGAACAUUAAGGGUAGAGACAUUGCAGAGUGCAAGAACCUUGAAAGGGCGUUUCAUCUAAAGAAUCAAAACAAUGUUGAGAAACCUGAGUUGAAGAAACCCAGCAACGAGGAAGCCCCAGAAAAGACAUUAUACAUCAUUGAACCAACAGCUGAGAAAAAGACUGUGCAACCCACUCAAAAUGAUGUUCAGAACACUCGACUGCCUCCAUCUUCUGAGGACAAAAGAUUGAAAUGUGCUCAAAAUGGAAGUAAUUCUGCAGAAUUGCCACCAUCCUCUGAUAAGAAGAGCUUGAUACACAAAGAUGGGAUUCAGAUGACAUGCUUGUCUCCAUCUUCAUCUCCAUCCUCUGAGAACAAAAGCUUGGGAUGUACUCAAACUGGGACUUGUGCCCAUCAGUUGUCUUCCUCUUCAAUAUUAUCAUUGUUGCCAGCCAUGUUGCCACCUGAGUCUAUUCAUGGUGAAGAAAAAGAAACCUUCUCGAAGCUUGUUGAGACUGAAGUUGAAGUACAAGUUACGAAUCCUAAAGUGGAAAAGAAAAGCAGGCUUCUAAAGGGUGGAAUAAAUGACGCAGAAGAUAAAGAUUGCACACCACAAAAGCUGGGUUUCAAGAGAGGGAAGGUCGUAUACCUUCAGUCCAGGAAUAAUAGUCCAAGGAGACUGCGGUUUCGGCGUGGAGGAGUUCUCGGUGACAAUCAGAAAGAUAAAGGAGAUUUACAAAGGAGAAGUAUUAAGAUAGAAGAUGCUGGUGACUUUACCGCUACUAAAGCUGAAUCUGAAAAAGUUGUUCUGAGACACCAAGAUAUUCAAGGAAAGAAGGAUGCUCAAAGUUUGUUCAACAAUGUGAUUGAAGAGACUGCCAAUAAACUUGUUGUGAGCAAGAAGAGCAAGGUCCAGGCUUUGGUGGGUGCUUUUGAAACCGUGAUUUCUCUUCAAGAUAGCAAACCUAUGGCAGCAGCUCCAUGCUGAGUUACCAAAUUUAUGUAUUUUUUCUUCAGCAGCUCUGUAUAUAGUAAUCUAAAAUUAACCAUAGUUUUGAAGGUGACAUUGGGGACUGCAAGCUUCUCUCAAGCUGCAACACCAUAAUUGGAGGAUGAUUCAAUUGUCUUUAGAAGGCUUUAAUAAAGAAACAGGAGGUUUCUUUUGUAUGCUGUCUGUCUGUCUGUUUUGCCAAGGGUAUUUUACUCUUCUCUCUCUGUAUCUUUUACAAAAUUUUAUUCUGUUUACAUUUGUUCCUGUACGUAUAUUAGUGCAAACAUAAGUCUAAAUGUUCCCA
Messenger RNA from Malania oleifera, 2034 nucleotides. RefSeq lists its product as uncharacterized. NCBI's taxonomy places the organism in Eukaryota, Viridiplantae, Streptophyta, Magnoliopsida, Santalales, Ximeniaceae. The record is from RefSeq and is a predicted model, not a curated record. Bases 138 to 1727 code for a protein of 529 amino acids. Gene Ontology annotation, molecular function: calmodulin binding. The transcript is spliced from 3 exons.